Puntigrus tetrazona (Sumatra barb) is the source of this 4436-nucleotide messenger RNA. It is a transcript of the gene has3, whose product is annotated as hyaluronan synthase 3. The record is from RefSeq and is a predicted model, not a curated record. Gene Ontology annotation, biological process: extracellular matrix assembly; hyaluronan biosynthetic process. The transcript is spliced from 6 exons. Gene Ontology annotation, molecular function: hyaluronan synthase activity. Bases 860 to 2530 code for a protein of 556 amino acids. Lineage: Eukaryota; Metazoa; Chordata; Actinopteri; Cypriniformes; Cyprinidae.
UGGACCUGCAGGCUGCCAGCAGGAGGGGUGCAGGGAGGGGUGAUAGAUAAAUAAAUAACCCUAUAAAGGAUGCAUUGAGAGGGUGUGUGUGUAGCCAAGGGAAGAGGGUGCCUGCUCAAACAGUCCCGAGUCUUGUUGAAGGUUGGCUGCACUGCAGAGCAGGGGGAAAAGCACAGAGAAGGGACCUUGAAGGAUUUCGGGCUGCACUGCAGAAACGAUGCUACUGCAGUACAGCACUGACACAGAGGCAUGAGGUCCGCUGCCGGCCGGACCCCCAGCCUCCUCGCACCAGUGUGAGCAGGAGGCUGAACAAGGACGGUGCUGUGCUCCACUGUGGUGGAGAGGAGCGGAGCAGACGCCUGGCAGACAUACACACACUCGCACACACACCGGCUCAGAGAGACUGAGGGAGAAAGAGAGAGAGCCCACCGUCACAGCUGCGGGGCUGGGAAGCCAUUCAUCUCACUUCCACUCACCUGCUGCCCUCCCUCUCCGGUCCUGGUGAUUCCCAGCCCCCUUCCUUCCUCUCCCACCUCCUCCCUUUGUCAGUGCCCUGUCCUGCAUCCAGUCCUCAUUCAAUCUGGACCACACCUGAGAAUACAGACUAUCUCAGGGCAAGGGGCUUCGGCUGGUCACCCCCAUACCGACCUGCAAUGCACCUGUGAUUCAUGCAGCGCUUCUGGAUCCUGUCUGCGUCUGUCAGGGCUGAGAAUGCAUGAUUACCCAUGAUCAACCCCAGCAUUAAUCACAACGUCCUGCAGCUUAUGGAAUUAAAUAGAUUUAUCAAAAGCAUAACUAAGGAUCUGAGAUAAUCGAGCUCACAUGGACUGAUCUCCACGAGGGCUGUGAAUAUUUCAUCAUGACAACAAUGCCCUCUCGCUUUGGCACUGCGGUGCGGAUCUUCAUCACCACCCUAUUCGCAGCAGUGGUGCUUUUUGCCAUCCUAUUGGCUUAUGUGACAGGUUACCAGUUCAUACACACCGAGCAGCACCACCUGUCUUUUGGCUUGUACGGUGCCUUUCUGUCCCUCCAUCUCCUCCUGCAGAGCCUCUUUGCCUACCUGGAGCACCGGCAAAUGCGUGGCCCCUCCAGACCCCAGCACCUGCGCCGCACCGUGGCCCUCUGCAUCGCAGCCUAUCAGGAGGAUCCGGACUACCUUCGCAAGUGUCUUCGGAGCAUUCGCCGCAUUUCUUUUCCCGGGCUUAAAGUAGUGCUGGUGGUGGAUGGGAAUCGACAGGAAGAUGGCUACAUGAUGGACAUCUUCCAGGAGGUGAUGGGGGGAGUGGAGCAGACAGGCUGUGUGGUGUGGAAGGGAAAUUACCAUUGCGACGGGGAUGGGGGAGCAGGGAAAGGCUCUUUGCAUGCCGAGGAGGCUGCACGGGUGGCAAGAGUGGUGCGAAGCUGCCGUUACUCCUGCAUCAUGCAAGAGUGGGGCGGCAAGAGGGAGGUCAUGUACACAGCCUUCAAAGCACUGGGAGAUACUGUGGAUUACAUACAGGUAUGUGAUUCAGACACUGUACUUGAUCCUGCAUGCACCAUUGAGAUGCUGAAGGUUCUAGAGGAAGAUCCGGAAGUGGGUGGGGUUGGAGGAGAUGUUCAGAUUUUGAACAAGUAUGACUCCUGGAUCUCCUUCCUGAGCAGUGUCCGUUACUGGAUGGCUUUUAAUGUGGAGCGGGCAUGUCAGUCUUACUUUGGAUGCGUGCAGUGCAUCAGUGGACCUCUGGGAAUGUACCGCAACUCUCUCCUCCAGCAGUUCCUGGAGCAAUGGUACCACCAGACCUUCCUAGGAAGCAAGUGCAGUUUCGGAGAUGAUCGGCACCUCACCAACCGCGUCCUCAGCUUUGGCUACAAAACCAAGUUCACUGCACGCUCACAAUGCCAAACCGAGACCCCCACGCAAUACCUGCGCUGGCUCAACCAGCAGACCCGCUGGAGCAAGUCUUACUUUCGAGAGUGGCUCUACAAUGCCCUUUGGUUCCAUAAGCACAGCCUCUGGAUGACCUAUGAAUCUGUGGUCACUGGGUUCUUCCCCUUCUUUCUGGUGGCUACAGUCAUCCACUUGUUUUACCGAGGCCGGUUGUGGAACAUCUUGCUCUUCUUGCUAACAGUGCAGCUGGUGGGCAUGGUGAAAGCCACCUAUGCCUGCUUCCUGCGGGGUAGGCUGGUCAUGAUCUUCAUGUCACUGUAUUCACUACUCUACAUGUCAAGCCUGCUGCCUGCUAAGAUCUUUGCCCUGUUGACUAUUAACAAAGCAGGUUGGGGAACAUCAGGCAGGAAAAAGAUAGUAGUAAACCUUAUUGGGGCUGUGCCUGUUACCGUGUGGGCAGCCAUACUGCUUGGUGGCGUGGUUUACACCAUUUACUGUGAGGUUCAAGAGCCCUUUAGUGAGACAGAAAAGGCUCUCCUCAUCGCAGGCACCAUACUCUAUGGCUGUUACUGGCUCAUACUCCUGGUGCUCUACCUGGCCAUAGUGGCCAAGCGCUGUAACAAAAGAGAGGAACAGUAUCAACUAUCCUAUGCUGAAGCCUAGCAUGGUUUCUCCAAGAGAUCUCUACAUGCUGUCAGAGGUCAUUUAAAAUGGCCCCGUCCUUACCUGGUGCUGCAAUCCUGGUUAUAAUUAUCCAGGAAUGUCGGUUGUUUGAUGGUUAUUUUUUAGCCUAAGUUUUUAGCUAUGGCUACUUGAGAAGUUUCAAACCGUGGGGUUUUAAUGAGAGCCAUAAUUUGCAUAGGCUGAAAUCAGGAAUGGUGCUUCUCGUGAUUAUAAAGCACACAAUAAGGAGGUGGCCAGCCAGCCAAGGUAGGAACAAAAUGUUGAGCCAAAGUUUAGUGUAAGAGUGGUAAGUUCAUGUAAUUACGCUGACGCACUCAUAUUAUGUUUAUUUUGGUGCUUGGACUUAUAACUCUAUAGAAUGUGAACUGUUGAGAAUAGAGAGGUGUGUGCCAACACUUGAGGAAACCUGCGUAAGACACUAAGCUUGCCAAACCCAGUCAGUAUUUUAACGUCCUUUAUCUGACAAUCCAGCAUAAUUCUGUAUUUCAUUGUGGUGCUUCCCAUACUUUUGUGGGGUAACAUAAUAGAUAGAACCAAUAGUAUUUAAAUGAGAGUUUUAUGGUUCUCCGCAAAGAUUUACUUCGCUGUACAUGUUUACAGUUUAUGAAUAUCAAGUACCAUCCAGUUCCAGUGAAAAUGUUAACGUCAGGCAACCAAAGAGGAUUUUCUAGAGCAUAUAGAAUGUUUUGUUCCAGCGCGAUUGGUUAAAAAACUGGUCUAUUUUUAUUCCCAUUCUCCUUUUUACCUAUACAACAAACUUGGUAGAAGUAUAUCAUUUUUAUUAUUAUUUUAAUUAUAGGUGGUGAAACCAUAGACAUACCCAACAUGGUCAGUGAUGCUUAAAUUAUAAUUUUGUUUCCCCCUCAGUCUUGAGAAUUUAAAUUUCAUUAAAAGAAAAAGAAUAUCCAGUUAUACUGCCUAAAACGUCACACAUUACAUGUUUGUUUACAGACUUUGAAUAGCAUUUUUAACAGUCAUUUUCUACUGAGGUUCAUAAUUUAAUAUUUCAUUCAUGCUUCCUUACCUGUUGAGAAUUUUAACAUAAGAGGCAUGUGGACUUGGGAUGCCGUGAUAUUUACUGCUUUUUCUCACAACAAACUGAUUAUUGAUAAAGUAUAUGUUAGCUAAAUCUGCAUGUUAGCCAGAUCGGACUACCUUUGCAAAUUCAUUUGACCCUUUGCUGUAACAUAUAAUAAACUUACUAUAUUAUUCUUAUUAGUUUAAGAUGUUCAGUUACCUAGAGAGGCAAUUACAAAAAAUAGUGAACUGAAGUAACUUAUUUAUGGUAUGCAAAAUUUAAGAUGACUACAUAUAUAUAUAUAUAUGAAUCAAAGGUGUACAGUGGGCCGUUUUUCCACCCUCAGCCCACCCAUACAACAAUUAGCAGAUUUACAUCAGUAGCGGUUCACUAUGAAUGCGAACGCUAGCUUUUUCUGCUCCCUUCCCCCCAAAACACACAUUAAACUCUGGGAGAGAUCUAAACACUGAGGCUAGUGUGCAUGUGUGUCCAAGUUUAGAGAGAAGCUUUGAGUUCAUGAAACACUUCUGCUCGAGCAUUACAUGUGAUAACGGUCUUAGAAGUGAACUGCUGUGGACGUCCUUUAAGGUUGCAGAAAUAAGGUGAUGAUUCUGAUGACACAAUGCGAUUAUGAAAUCAGAGCUGUAUCAUGUUUACAAGCAAAUUGCAUUGGAAUUUUACAUUUGUGUGUUUUCAGAUUUUAUGCAAUUCAUUGUAGGCUGGGUGCCAAACUUUGAAGACCUCCUCAGGAACAGAGUACGGGGCUUAAAAAUUAGACAUCGACAAAUUGGGUUUAAGCAAUAUACUAGCGGUAGAAAUAGAGCCACGUUUACAAUGGGAAAGAAGUUUUGCUGUGCUGUCUGCCAA